This is a messenger RNA of Sphaeramia orbicularis (orbiculate cardinalfish), 6093 nucleotides long. It is a transcript of the gene acin1a, whose product is annotated as apoptotic chromatin condensation inducer 1a. Gene Ontology annotation, biological process: RNA splicing. The transcript has 19 exons. Gene Ontology annotation, molecular function: RNA binding. Bases 30 to 5087 code for a protein of 1685 amino acids. The record is from RefSeq and is a predicted model, not a curated record. Lineage: Eukaryota; Metazoa; Chordata; Actinopteri; Kurtiformes; Apogonidae. Gene Ontology annotation, cellular component: ASAP complex; precatalytic spliceosome.
GCGCUGGGAACUGACUAGAGGAACGGAAAAUGGCGGAUCUCGAAGACGUUACGCUGGACGGGAGACCGCUCCAGUCCCUUCGAGUAGCAGAUUUAAAAGCUGCCCUUGAGGAGCGAGGACUUUCAAAAAGCGGACAGAAGAAUGCGCUCAUUAAAAGACUCAAGGGGGCUCUCAUGCUGGAGAAUCUGCAGAGGACCUCCACCGCUCACAUUGGACUUCAGCCAAACUCUCAGAUUGGUGAGGAAAUGAGCCAGAACAGCUUCAUAAAGCAGUACCUGGCGAAACAACAGGAGCUCCUGAGGCAGCGGUUGGAGAGAGAAGCUCGCGAAGCAUAUGAUACUAAUGAACAAGAGGAUCAUACAGAAGUUAAUAACAGCACCUCAUGCCCUCCACAAGCCCAGGAUGUUACACCGGCACUGACUGACCAGCACAGGCCACCAGGCCCUUCUGGUGGAGUUGCAAUGUCAGGUGCAGUGAAUGAGGGGAUGAGUAACAGGAACCAGGAUAUUGACAUGUCUGGUCCUCCUGCCUCUGGCUCCUUGACAAUGCGUGUUGCUGAGCACCGAUUAGAGAGGGGCCCAGCAUCCAGCGAAGCUGUUUGUGACAGUGAUGAUGAGGAUAGUGAGGACGCAGAGGAGGACGGUGACGAUGAUGACUGGGAGGGCAGUAUCCAGAGGCGGAUCCCCAGAGAGCCAGCUAGAGGGCCUGUAGCCAGGGAGAGGUCUGGAGCAUCUUGUCAACCCCAGCAGCAACACAUCCCUUCCCUUUUGUCUCCUCAGCUACGCCAGCCAACCCCUCCUCCCUCUCCACCACCAGAAUUAUCAUUUCCUCUACCUGACACCCCUAAGCAGAGUCCCCCUAGUCCUGAUGUAGCCCCAGCUAGACGCUCACCCAGUUCUUCCAGCUCUGGAUCCUCAAGCAGUGGCAGUCGUAGUAGCAGCCCAGAACCACACGGUGGGCACGCUGAGCGCAAGCCUGGUCCUCUGACGCUUCUGGCGCUUAAAAUGGAGUCGGAAGGUGCUUUCUCUGGAGCAGGGUGGCAUGGCCAUGAUGGUGAUAGGCAGGAUAACACUUCAGCCUCAGCUGCAUCAAUUCCUGGCAGAGGGCCUCCAGAGGGUUUAGUAUCUGCUGUUUCUCGCACAGCCAUGACUACAGGCCAUACUCAAUUUCCGAUGAAUCUAGGCACCAACCAGGGUGCCGCAGGAGCACAUUCAGCCCAUGUGCAAGUACCUGUGAGUGUCCUUAAGGCUGCUGCUAAAGAAGACAGGGGCAGAGAGAGGGAGGCUGAGAUAGAAAGAGAAAAGGCUCUUGAGCUAGAAAGGCAGGAGAAACAGAGGAAACUUGAGCAAGAACGAGCAAUGGAGGCAGAGCGGGAACGAGCUCUUGCACUGGAGAGAGAGGAAAGGCAGAGAGCUUUAGAAAGGGAGAGAUUUGAACAGGAGCAGGCCUUAGAAAGAGAAAAGGCUUUGCAGAGAGAGAGAGAACUUGCUCUAGAAAGAGAGAGGCUGGAGAGGGAGCAGGCUUUGGCCAGAGAGAGAGAAGAACGAGAGAGGGCCCUCGAGCUGGAGAGGCUGAAGGAACUCGACAGACAAAGAACCCUGGAGCGAGAACGAGAAGAGAGGGAACAGCGAGAGAGGGAAGAAAGGGAGAGGGCAAUGGAGCUCGAGAGACUCAAAGCUCUGGAUCAAGAACGGCAGGAGAGAGAGAGGGCUCUUGAACAGGAAAAGUUAGAGAGGGAAAGAGCUUUGGAAGCUGAACGAAAGGAGAAGGAGCGGAUUGAGAGGGAAAAGGCUCUGGAGCAGGAACGCUUAGAAAGAGAAAGGCUGGAGAGGGAGAGAAUAGAGAGAGAGAAAGCUCUAGAAAGAGAGAAAGCUCUGGAAAUGGAGAGGAUAGAGAGAGAACGAGCUUUGGAGCAAGAAAGAAUUGAGAGGGAGAGAGCCUUAGAGCAAGAGAGAAUCGAAAGAGAGAAGGCUUUAGAGCUUGAGAGGGAGCGAGCCUUGGAGCAACAGAGAUUAGAACUUGAGAGGAAGGAAAAAGAGAGACUUGAGAGAGAGAAAGCUUUGGAGCAAGAAAGAAUUGAGAGGGAAAAAGUCUUGGAACAAGAGAGGAAGGAGAAAGAGAGGGAGGAACAGGAGCGCAUGGAGAAGGAGAGAGCUGAAAAGGAGAAAAAAGAAAGAGAGAAACAGGAAAAGGAGAGGCUUGAGAAGGAGAAGCUAGAAAAGGAGAGGCUAGAGAAGGAGAGACUAGAGAAGGAGAAGCUUGAAAAGGAGAGACUGGAGAAGGAGAGGCUUGAAAAGGAAAGACAGGAGAGGGAGAAAGAAAGGGUCCUGGAGUUAGAACGGCAAAAGGCUCUUGAAACUGAAAGAUUAGAGAAAGAGAGGGCCAUGGAAGAGGAGAAAGCUAGAAUGGCUGAAAAGGAGAGGGAGAGUCACCUCCCUCCAUCCAAACGUGGCCGUGAGAUUGGUCUCAACACCCUUCCCACUCCCCCCUCCCUUUCCCCAGGAACAGGUAGAAAGUCAUCAACAGAGGCAGGAGAGCAGGAAGGCUGCGAAGUCCAUGCCCCUGUGUCCCGGAGUGAAGCCCAGGCUGCAGAAUCCAGUUCACCCAUGUCACCACAGUCCUCAUUCAAGAAGUUUCGGUUCUUUAGAGACUCCCCUUUGCAGCCUCAGUCAUCUUCAACUUCCAUGGUCAUCAAGAGGCCUCGUACUUUCUCUGAUAGUCCCCAGCCUCAGGUCCCAUCUCUCUCCUCGCCUACCAAUACAGAGGAUCAACAGCAUGAAGGAAACACUGGUCAGGGAGAUGAGACAAAACAGAAAGGUGCUGCUGGACUGCAGUCUGAAGAGGAGGCAGCUGUUCACACUAAAAACAAAAUGGAGGACAAAGAAAAGGCAGAUUCAGACAAGACAGAAGAGGCUGACAAGGUAUCCCUCAAUAGAGCAACAGAAGUGGAUGAAGGAAGAGGUCUUUCAGACCGAGUGGAUGCUGAACAGCGACGGGGAAGAGAUGCAGAGAAAGAAGAGAAACGAGCAAAACGAAGAGCGUCAUCUAAUGAUUCCUCUUCAUCAGAAUCGGACUCUGGCUCGUCAUCAUCUCGGUCCUCUGACUCAUCAUCAUCUUCUCAAGAGAAAACCCACGCCACCCCUAGAGUUAGAAGAGAAGAGAAACCUGAAAGAGACUCCUCACCUCCGCACAGGAUGGCAGGAAAGGCUCAGACUGAGGGUUCAGAGGAAUCCCAGAAAUCCUCACCAUGCAAAAGAGAGAUGUCUGCUGCUGCUGAUGGACUUAGUCACACAAAGGAGCAGCUAAGUGAAGCACCUUCCAGAGACAGGACGCAACGGAAGAGAGAGGACAGCAAAGAUGAGGAAGAAAAGCAGGACAAACAAAGGCAGCUGAAGGAAACUGUCAUGGCAGAGCCAGAGAAGCUUACAGAGGCCAGUGAGGAGACACCUAAGGCCUUCUCGGCUCGUAAGAUCUCUCUUAGCAGCAGCAAAUCGUCUCCAAGUGCUGGUAGUGUAGAGGGUGAACCAGAGUCGGGAUCCGCAGCAGGUCGCAAGAGGAGAUGGGGCUCCAGUACAGCGGUCACUGCCAAGAAACCUUCCAUUAGCAUCACCACAGAUUCACUUAAGUCCCUGAUCCCAGACAUCCGACCAUGUCUAGGCCAGGAGGCAGUAGUGGACCUUCACCCAGAGGAGGCUGUCCUUUCUGGGGCUGAAGAUGAAGACAGGGAGCGCUCUGACCAAGAUCUCCAGAUCCGACGCACUGUAACGCAGGUGGUGCACUCGGAGAGCCAGGAGAAUGGACAGAAAGAGGCAAAGAGGAGCAGACGAGAGGAGCUGGAGGAAGACGAUUUACAAGGAGACGGAGAGAAGACAAGGCCUCAUGAGGAGAAGAUGGACACCUCAUAUCCUACAGCCAUCGAAACGCAGUCACCAUCACAUACCAGCCAUGAUGUAGAAAUCAACACUGUGACUCCCAGCGACACUCUCAUUCGUCGCUCCAUCAGCCAGCAGAAGACUGGCGUUUCCAUCACCAUUGAUGACCCUGUGCGCACAGCACGGCAGCCUUCACCGCCUCGGGGGAAAGUCUCGACUAUUGUUCACGUCUGCAAUCUGGUUCGGCCAUUCACUCUGGGGCAGCUCAAGGAACUACUCAGCAGAACUGGCACACUGGUGGAGGAGGGCUUCUGGAUCGACAAAAUCAAGUCUCACUGCUAUGUCACUUAUUCCAGCUCUGAAGAGGCGGUCGCUACUCGGGCAGCCCUUCAUGGAGUGAAAUGGCCUCAGAGCAACCCUAAAGUCCUUAGUGUAGAUUUCUGCCAGCAGGAUGAGCUGGACUUCCAUAAAGGCUUGGGUUCAGGAGACAGACCUGGAGCAGAGGACCAGGGGCCUGGUCGUGGUCGAACAUCGGGCCUGCCCUCACUCCUACCGGAGCGAGACCAAUGGGCGGAGCGUGAACGUGAGAUGGAGCGCAGGGAAAGGGCUCGAGCAGAGCGGGAGUGGGACCGUGACAAGGUCAGAGAGUUUGGGAAACCUGGAGAGGAGAGGGAAGGAGGUCCCAGGCGGUCGCGAUCCAGAGAGAGACGACGCAAAGAGAGGGGAAAGAGCAAGGAGAAGAAAACUGAAAAGAAGGAGAAAACAGCGGAGGAUCUCCCUGCAAAACUGCUUGAUGACCUGUUUCGAAAAACUAAAGCAGCUCCUUGUAUUUACUGGCUUCCUCUUACAGAGGAACAGUUUGUUCAGCGGGAAUCUGCCAGAGCAGAAAGAAGGAAGGAACGUGAGAAGUGGAGGAAGGAGCAAGAAGAAAAGGAGGAGGAGAAAAAAAGGGAAGAGGAACGCAAGGAGAGGAUAAAAGUUGGUGGCAGCGCUGCAGGAGACCGGAGUGAGGGUGAGAAAGACAAGGACAGAGACAGAGAGAGAGAGAGGGACAGAGACCGAGGCAGAGACAGGGACAGAGACAGGGAAAGGGAAAGGGAGAGGGAGAGGGAGAACGACAAACGCAGGGAUGGCUACCGUAGACCAGGGGGCAGUGGGACAGGCGGCGGCAGGCGCUCACGCAGCCGCAGUGACCCACGAGAACGGCGGCGUUAACGGCCAAACGCGUGAUGGAACUGUCCAAGAGGCCACCCUUCCAUUUGCCUUUUCACUACAUGUACUUUGUUACAACAAAGACUAAACAGAGGACCAACUGAUGUCGCACCAUCUCUAAAAUUGUCAUGUUUUUUUAAAGCACAUCUACACCUACACUGUCAUGCUUACAGGGGACCAUGAUUUUUUUUUUUUUUUUUUUUUUUUUUUUUUUGCAGUGUUGUUUCCCAGAGUGCUCUGUUUGCAUAUGUCUCAAGGUUUGAUAUAUUAUCCUUAUACGUUUGCAUCUCUUUUUUUCAGUUUUUAUCUUGACGGCAUAGCAGUAUGGCACCCUGGGUAAUUUUAAUUGUCUCCUGAUGUUCCCUGUUGUUGCCCUCAAGUGUAGGUGCUGAUUAUGAUUUGCAAUCAAUUGUCGUCGCCUCAGUGUUAACGGCUCUGCAGUCUGGAUGAGGAAUCCUAUAGCUGCUGCAUGUAGUCCCAGGCUGUCCUUGCUGGUCCUGCCUAAAGAGAACACUCCUGCCUCCUUCCGGGGCGUGCAGAAAUCUGAAAAUAUUGGAGUAGGUGUGUUUGGCAUUUUGUACAGACAUAAGAUUAAUCAAAAUCCAAGUCUAUAAAUGAGGCAGCUUUGGAGUAUUUUUGGACAGGUGUUGAGUAACUACCAAGGCAAUGCAGUGUAUCUCUCCCUUUGUUCAGUUUAGAGAUGAAUCAUUCUCUGCAGGAGGGAGUCUAUGUCACACAUGACACAAUUUAUGAUUAUGUCCUUACCAUCAAUUCUCCUCUUCCUCCUUCCCUUUUCCUCCUCUUCCUCUGGUUCUCUUACCCUGUAGUGUCAAUACAGGCCCAAGAGGGGAGGUUGCAUUAUGAGUUCUCUCACCAAUGGUUUUAAUAUUGUUUUUUAAUCGUUAUUAUUUUAUCAUUUUAGUACAAAGGUUUGUUUUUGUUUUUUAAUUUUCUUCUUUAAGUACGCCUAUCAGUGGUGAAUGUACAAAUAAUAAAAAAUUGAAUCUUA